Molecule: messenger RNA, 2830 nt
Organism: Esox lucius (northern pike)
Lineage: Eukaryota; Metazoa; Chordata; Actinopteri; Esociformes; Esocidae
Gene: ugp2b
Product: UDP-glucose pyrophosphorylase 2b
Exons: 11
Coding region: 284-1813 (509 amino acids)
Biological process (GO): glycogen metabolic process; UDP-alpha-D-glucose metabolic process
Cellular component (GO): cytoplasm
Molecular function (GO): UTP:glucose-1-phosphate uridylyltransferase activity
Source: RefSeq, a predicted model, not a curated record
ACAAGUCUUGCAAGUUAUGGCUUCAGGAUUUCAUUCUACAUUGGGAUGUCCGUGUCGAUGAGUGACUGAAUGACCAUUUGGGAUUUUACCUUUCUCGACUAUGUCUUUUAAAGUGUAUUAUCUUUCAUUUGUUGCUUUAGUCCUUUUACAUUCUCGAUGAUUUGAUACCUAGUGGACAUUUUCACAGAAAUAUUGCAAAAGUGUCCUAUACAUAUUGGAUAUCACCGAAUACUUUUACUAACUCCGUUUUUUAAAUAUUAUAGAAAUAUAACAUCUCGGGAAUAUGGCACUUUAUGUUGAAGGUCUGAGUAAGGGGUUGCUUAACGGAGAGAUGGCCCAGUUUCAAGAGGUGAUGAGACAGCAACUGGAAACCUCCAUGCACACUGAGCUGGAGAAACUCCUGGAUACAGCUACUGGGGCAGACAAGGAGGUCUCCAAGAAGGACUUUGAAGGAUUCAAGAAACUGUUCCACCGGUUUCUGCAGGUCAAGGGGCCAUCUGUGGAGUGGUCCAAGAUUCACAGACCUCCCGAAGACUCAAUCCAGCCAUAUGAGAAGAUCGUGGCGCGGGGCCUCCCGGACAGCGUAGCGGAGAGCCUCAACAAGCUAGUGGUGGUCAAGCUGAAUGGAGGUCUGGGCACCAGCAUGGGCUGCAAAGGACCCAAGAGCCUCAUCAGUGUCCGCAACGAGAACACGUUCUUGGACCUCACCGUGCAGCAGAUAGAGCACUUGAAUAAGACUUACAACACAGAUGUUCCUCUGGUGCUCAUGAACUCCUUCAACACAGAUGAAGACACGAAGAAGAUCCUCCAGAAAUACACACAUCACCGCGUUAAGAUACACACCUUCAACCAGAGCAGGUACCCGCGUAUUAACAAGGAGUCCCUUCUCCCCGUGGCAACGGACAUGGGAAUGACGGGCCAGAACGCCGACGUCUGGUACCCCCCCGGACACGGAGACAUCUACGCCAGCUUCUACAACUCCGGCCUGCUGGACCAACUCAUCGCAGAGGGCAAGGAGUACAUCUUUGUGUCCAACAUCGACAACCUGGGAGCCACGGUGGACCUGCACAUCCUUCACCACCUGGUGAGCCGGGUGCCCAAUGGGAAACGCUGCGAGUUCAUCAUGGAGGUCACCGACAAGACACGCGCCGACGUCAAGGGCGGUACUCUGAUCCAGUACGACGGUAAGCUGCGUCUGUUGGAGAUCGCUCAGGUGCCCAAGGCCCACGUGGACGAGUUCAAAUCAGUCACCAAGUUCAAGAUCUUCAACACCAACAACCUGUGGAUCUCCCUGGGGGCCAUCAAGAGGCUGCAGGAGCAGAACGCCAUGGACAUGGAGAUCAUUGUCAACCCCAAGACCCUGGACGGCGGACAGAACGUGAUCCAGCUGGAGACGGCGGUGGGCGCUGCCAUAAAGAGCUUUGACAACGCCAUGGGCAUCAACGUGCCGCGGUCCCGUUUCCUGCCUGUCAAGACCGUGUCGGACCUCCUCCUGGUCAUGUCCAACCUCUACAGCCUGGAGGCAGGGUCUCUCACCAUGAGCCAGAAGCGGGAGUUCCCCACUACACCCCACAUCAAGCUGGGCAGCUCCUUCAAUAAGGUCCAGGAGUACCAGAACCGGUUCGAGAGCAUCCCUGACAUGCUGGAGCUUGAUCACCUGACAGUGUCUGGUGACGUGACGUUUGGAAAACAAGUUUCUCUCAAGGGAACGGUAAUCAUCAUAGCCAAUCACGGAGAUCGUAUCGACAUUCCGGCUGGCACGAUACUGGAGAACAAAAUUGUUUCUGGCAACCUUCGCAUCCUGGAUCACUGAAGCCUUUACCUGCUAUCCCAGUCUUGUUAUGAAACCCGUCAUGUGACCAAGCUCAUCGCCCGCUCAUGUGACCAAGCUCAUCGUAUCCACCCCAGCCAUCACACCAAGCUCAUCUUAUCCACACCAGUCUUGUGAUACAGACUCCGUCCAUAGCGUUCAGACUGGUCCUUGACUCCAGAGACAGUGGCAUCCCCAAUACCUACUGAUAAGAUACCCAUUUGAUAAGAGGUCUUACCUGUGGGAUCACAAUGCCAUCGUACUGACGAUAUGGUACCCUGUGCAAUAUCAAUGGGAGAUGCAAUAUGUACAUGUUAAUGCAGUCACAAAUCGAUAGAUUGUUCAAAACAAUAUCAGGUCAAAAAGUAGAAUAAUCUGUCAUUGUUGUUUUCGUCUGGCAUUAUAUUCUGGGAAUCUGACUCGUGGGAUGUGAUACUGAACAGUUUUUCAACCAAUAACAUUGGAUAAGAUGGCUUAUGUGUAAUAAUAAAGGUAUGUUAGCUUGCUUAACCUUAAAAAUACCUUAUACAUAUUGACAUGUUUGUAAUUCCCCAAAACUAUAUUUUGUAUAUCAAACUUGUUUUUGCCCUGUCUGUUUAUCAGUCCACUGAGUCCACCUGUACAUUACUGUGAACAUCCACUCCACUCCAUUCCAUCUCCCUCUGUUCCACUCUCUGUUCCACUCUCUGUUCCACUCAUCACUUGCUCUGUCCAGAGUGAUAGAGAGAAUAGUGGCAGCAUAUUUUUGUCAAUGGUUGUUGUUAAUGUAAUACAAAAAGAACUAAAACACACACACACACACACUCACUCACUGCGGGAGGUUUAACAACUCCCACAAACACCAACUGGCAGAGGCUUGAAUGUCAUCUGAGGCUUCUACUUUCUGCCGAAUGGGAGCCUGAAUGCAUUUCUAGGGUUUCCUGAGACUGAAAGGUGUCCAGGAUGCAGAGUUGGGAUGUUUGUGGGUGCUAAGCUUUAGAAUGUUCUAGAGCUGAAUAAAGUGCAAUAUGAAAUGAUCUC